Molecule: messenger RNA, 871 nt
Organism: Ictidomys tridecemlineatus (thirteen-lined ground squirrel)
Lineage: Eukaryota; Metazoa; Chordata; Mammalia; Rodentia; Sciuridae
Gene: Tmem247
Product: transmembrane protein 247
Cellular component (GO): endoplasmic reticulum
Source: RefSeq, a predicted model, not a curated record
CUGGGCUGUGGAAUCUGGUGAGGCCAAAUGUGACUGUCUCAAAAGAUGUCCUCUGGCCUUAGAUGGCACCACUGUGGUUAUUUAAAUGGCAACAGAGGACAGAGAAGUGAUGGAAACCCGGGGGGCAGGAGAAAGUUGCCCCAACUUCUCUAAGUUGGUGCCUAGUGACUCCACAUCUGAGGGGAAGCCCAGGGCUUCAUUGCCCCAGGAGGCAGAGUCCCCCAGGCCAGACUCCAACUACCUGGAGGAGAUGGAAACGGACGAGGAGAGAAGUUCCCCAGAGCCCCCUAAGUCAGUGACCCCAAAUGCUGGACCUGCCACCAAGGGUCAGGCGGGUGAUGGACCCGAACCGGAGGAGCUUCCCCAGGCCUCGGGGAUAGAGCGCAAGGAGAUGGAGCUGGAGAAGGCGCGCAUGGAGUUUGAGCUCACGCGCCUCAAGUACCUGCACGAGGAGAACGAGCGGCAGCGGCAGCACGAGGAGGCAAUGGAGCAGCUGCAGCAGCAGGCCACACCCCGCCCGUUCUCGGGAGGCCUCCAGGACCUCCUGCUCCCCCAGAACCAGUUUGCCAUGUUCCUGUACUGCUUCAUCUUUAUACACAUAAUCUAUGUCACCAAGGAGAUGGUCUUCUUUCUCUUCUCCAAGCACUACCUGUUCUGCAUCGCGGCCAUUUUGCUGUGUCUGAUUAAAACUUUGUGGUCCUACUUCCAAGAAGAUGCCUCCAGCAAACAGGACACUCAGCCCACCCGGCUGCCCCAGUCCCCUGUCUUUGGACCAGUCUUCACUCUGCGGCUGGAUUAUAAGCUUUCUGUCCCCCCGGUCUCUGUUUCCUUGGCACUGCGGAGUCCCCCGGCGCCGGCCCGGGAGCUAUGA